Molecule: messenger RNA, 385 nt
Organism: Cornus florida
Lineage: Eukaryota; Viridiplantae; Streptophyta; Magnoliopsida; Cornales; Cornaceae
Product: GDSL esterase/lipase At1g09390-like
Exons: 2
Coding region: 15-335 (106 amino acids)
Molecular function (GO): hydrolase activity, acting on ester bonds
Source: RefSeq, a predicted model, not a curated record
AAUUAUGCCAAGAAAUGAGAUCUGAAAUGAAGGAUGCUAUGAUUGUCUAUGUAGAUAUAUAUGCCAUCAAGUAUGAUCUAAUUGCCAACUCUAGCAAAUACGGUUUCUCAAAUCCACUAAUGGCGUGUUGCGGCUAUGGAGGACCACCAUACAACUAUAACAUUCAGGUAACGUGUGGUCGGACUGGCUACCAAGUCUGCAACUUGGGAUCUCGAUAUAUAAGUUGGGAUGGAAUCCAUUACAGCGAAGCAGCGAACACCUUUAUAGCCUCCAAAAUACUUUCCAUGGCCUAUUCAACACCCAGCGUCGCAUUUGAUUUCUUUUGCCUUGCAUGAUUGUUCGUCAAGACAUUUUGGUAUCAUUAUUUAAUUUGUUGCAAAAAUGC